Messenger RNA from Phialemonium atrogriseum, 2792 nucleotides. RefSeq lists its product as uncharacterized. Lineage: Eukaryota; Fungi; Ascomycota; Sordariomycetes; Cephalothecales; Cephalothecaceae. The record is from RefSeq and is a predicted model, not a curated record. Gene Ontology annotation, molecular function: ATP hydrolysis activity; protein binding. Bases 356 to 2710 code for a protein of 784 amino acids. The transcript has 4 exons.
UUUCGAGUUGCGGAGCUUCGUCAAGGAUUAAACAGCAAGCUUGCCAAUAACGAGGUGGCGUUUAUGCUGCUUGAAGGAGCCAUGGUUGUCAUUGCUGCCACCUGCAUUACAGCUUCCCACCCGGGCGUUGCGUUUCAGGGCAGAUGGGGGGAGGCAGAUUUCCAGCUUCGUUCGAGAAGGGAAAAGAAUGGUUUCCAAGAAGCAACCUCAAGCCCUGUACCACUGGGACCAAUAUAGACACUGCAGGCUACACCGACGAACUGACGACGUUUGCACAAAACUAUCGAUCGACCUCCUUGGUAGACUAUCUGGGUAGGACUGUACCAAAGUGCUGAUCCCCCUUCGCCUCAAAAUAAUGACCAUCGACGAUUUUCUGCGUGCCUGUCCCGAAAUUGUUGUAUUGGCGAUUCCCGUCGCAGUGCUGAUGGGCAGUACCGGCCUGCCUGUUGCAAUCAGGGUCGCUCGGAAGCUGUGGACUCGCAUGCAAGUGCAGUUCCUCAUAGAAGCAACUAAUCUCGAUCGCAACGCUCUCAAAGCCUGCCGCGUAAUCCAAGGUCGCAACGAGAAUGUCAUCGAUCGCCCCGACAUCUUCGCCCAGCUCGAAAUCCUCUUGCCGCCAAAGUCCGAGUACCAGAGCGCCGCCCUCUGCGGCCUCGGCGGUUCCGGGAAAACCCAGGUGGCGCUUGAAUACGGCCACCGCCGAUGCCGCGACCCCGCAUGCUCCGUCUUCUGGGUCCACGCCGACAACGAGACGACGUUCGCGCAGGAUUACAAGACGAUCGCAAGGAAGCUAGGCCUCGCAGACAACCUCGACGGCAAGGAGCUGCUGGUGGCUGUGCGCGAGCGCAUCGAGGCGGACCCAUGCUGGGUGGUCAUCUUCGACAACGCCGACGACCUGGCGUUGUUUGGCGUCGGCCAGACGUCCCACGACACGUCGGGUGGCCAGGUGGAGGAAUCGACGGGGAAACCAGCAAGCUUGUACGACUACAUCCCGCAAGGUGCCACCGGGACGGUGCUGUGGACAAGCCGCGACGGACGAAUCGUCGGAACUCUGGUUGGCGCGCCGCGGGGGAUCCGGGUCGGCCCAAUGUGCGGUGACGAGGCGAUGGCACUACUGGAGACAUCAAGAAACGAAAAGAUCAGCAGUGAAGAGGUUGGCGACGCUGGGAAAUUACUCGAAAAGCUCCAGUGGCUCCCUCUGGCCAUCUCGCAAGCUGGAGCAUACUUGCGGAGGACGUCGAUGAUGAUAACAGAGUACUUGUCCAGACUGGAGGAGGAAAAGGAGCGAUGGCGAGUCCUCGAGGCGACGGAAUUUGAUCGGCACCGACGACCCAACGUACCCAACAGUAUUUUGGAGACGUGGAGCAUUUCAAUCGAACGUAUUCGACUAGGCAACGAAAUGGCAUACAAAAUACUGCACAUUAUUGCGUAUGUUAACAACCAAAACAUCCCGUUUGAGAUACUAGCGGCAGCAGGUAUGUUCGGCGACGAGGUACCGAAGGGGGAGUCGUGGGAGGAUAAGGAUCGGGUGGUGGAAGCUGCCACUCGACUAAAGGAGUUCUCGUUCCUCGAGUUGAACAGGGGAGAAGGGGGUGUGCAGAGCUACGAGAUGCACAAGCUUGUUCAAGAGGCCACCCGAUACAGACUCAGUGGGAGCAAGUCUGAAGGCGGAAUAUACUUUGCAAAUGGGGCGAUACAGAUCAUGGCAAAGCUCUUUCCCAAGCCGAAGCAAGAAACAUGGGCAGAAUGUGAGAAGUACAUUGCGCAUGCAGAACAAGUAGGCGAGUGGGCAGAGAUUUGUAAGAAGGAGGUGGAGGUAUCAGAUCUUUUGACUCAAGUUUCGCGCUAUUUAUUCGAAUGUGGGAGAUGGAGGGAGAAGGAGCCGGUGGAUAAGAGGGCAUAUGAGCUUCGGAAGCAGGUACUGGGGGGAAAUGAUCUGCGUACGAUUUGGAGCAUGGCAUCGCUUGCGAUAACAUACCUUGAACAGAGGAAGUUUGACGAGGCGGAGAAGAUCAAUGUGGAAGCGUUGUUAAGGUUGCGGCAAGAGGGUUUAGGCAAUGAGCAUGACGAGACGAUUCUGAUCAUGGUGUCACUUGCGGCGACAUACCAGGGACAGGGAAGGUGUGACGAGGCGGAGAAUAUCUAUAUGGAAGCGUUGGGGCUGCUGCAGGUUCUUGGGGACAAGCAUCACGAAACGAUGGAGACCAUGGCAUUACUUGCAAUAGUAUACAAUGCACAGGGGAGGUAUGACGAGGCGGAGAGGAUCCUGGUGGAAGCGUUGAGGCUAUGGCGCGAGAUUCUUGGGGACAACCAUCUCGACACGAUUGCCAGCAUGGGGUUACUUGCAAUGACAUACCAUAGACAGGGGAGGUAUGACGAGGCGGAGAGGAUCCAGGUGGACGUGUUGAGGCUACGGCGCAAGGUUCUUGGGGACAACCAUCUCGACACGAUUGCCAGCAUGGGGUUACUUGCAAUGAUAUACCAUAGACAGGGGAGGUAUGACGAGGCGGAGAGGAUCCAGGUGGACGUGUUGAGGCUACGGCGCGAGGUUCUUGGCAACAAGCAUCCCGACUCUCUGCACGCAAUGUCUGACCUUGCUGUUACCUGGAAGAGCCAAGGCCGACGCGACGAUGCGCUUGCCAUGUUGGAGGAGUGCUUGCAACUGACACGCAGUGUCUUGGGGCCGGACCACCCCGAGGCGAAAGUUUAGACCAAACUCUUAAUCGCUGGAAGGCUACAGAAACGCCAGAAGUGCUGGGUGUCUAGUGUGAAGAGAAUGUUAUUAAUGAAAG